Adineta ricciae is the source of this 758-nucleotide messenger RNA. The record is from the annotation of a GenBank genome assembly. NCBI's taxonomy places the organism in Eukaryota, Metazoa, Rotifera, Eurotatoria, Adinetida, Adinetidae.
AUGUCGAAAAUUCUCGUUACUGGUGGAACGGGUGUUUUAGGAAGAGCAGUAACGAAAUUAUUCACUUCCAAUCAAACGAAUUUUGUUAUUGGUAGUCGAGAUAGAAAUUUCAAGAAUUAUGACAAAGAAAAUGUUAAUACAAAUUUCAACGGUCAAUGGAUUCAGAUGGAUUUACUGAAAUCCAAAGGAAUAGAUCAAUCGCUUGGUAAAGAUAUCGAUACUAUCUUACAUCUUGCCAGUAUGAAUCUGAAAAAAGUUAAUGGUCAAUUGGGUGAUAUAAUUGUGACGAAGAAUUUAAUCGAUUCUGUUGACAAAAGACAAAUCAAGCAUUUAGUUUAUAUUUCGAUCGUCGGAAUCGAUAAAAUUCCAUUUCCAUAUUAUCGAGCCAAGUUAGAAUGUGAACGGUUGAUUAAAACAAGUGGAAUUCCGUAUACAAUACUGAGAGCAACUCAAUUUCAUGAUUUUGUCGAUGCUAUUGUUAGCAAAUUACUCAACUUGCCCAUACCUAUCGUUCCGAAAAAGUUAAAAGUACAACCAAUUCAAAUCGAAGCAGUUGCAGAGGAACUGAAUAAGAUUGUCAAAGGGUCACCUUCAAAUCAGAUUUAUGACCUUGGUGGACAGAAAAUCUACACAUUUAAGGAAAUAGCAGCAUCAUUAAUGAAAGCUCGACAUGAAAACAAAAUGGUUGUUAAUCUGCCUAUCGUUGGUGGAGUAAUGAAGGCAUUUGCGAGAGGUGAAUGUACUUGUGACAAUAGAUC